Messenger RNA from Homarus americanus (American lobster), 11019 nucleotides. RefSeq lists its product as uncharacterized. Gene Ontology annotation, cellular component: membrane. NCBI's taxonomy places the organism in Eukaryota, Metazoa, Arthropoda, Malacostraca, Decapoda, Nephropidae. The record is from RefSeq and is a predicted model, not a curated record. Bases 50 to 6982 code for a protein of 2310 amino acids. The transcript has 26 exons.
GUACCGAGAUGCACCACCAUGAGACGGACCAGUACAAUAGUGUGUGGUGAUGGAGCCCCCACGACCCACCACUGACGCCCCCCUGUCUCUCCUGAAGAUGGUGCUGACGGGGAGAGAGGUCGCCCCUUCUCUCAACACCCACCAGCUUGGUGAAGAUGUCGGAGUGAGGCUCGUGGCCAGCACCGACCACAGCCCCGCCACCACCACCGCCACUACCGCCGCCGCCUCGACCACCACCUGUGGGAGUGCCAGGUCUCUUCGUUACCGAGGGCAGACCUGUCUCCAACCUCACUCCCCCAGCCAUGAAGACCUGUCACCUGUAAACCCAUCCCUCGCCCCUGAUAGUUUCUCCCCCUACAAGACAAGCCCCCCAAGCCUCCUUCCAUACCCUCAUUCCCCCUCCAAGACACGCCUCCUAAGUCUCCUCCCAGACAGUACUUCCUCCCCCAAGACACAAGCAGUAAGUCGCACACCCGCUCCUGUAAUCAGACCUUCCUUCAGCGCCUCCUCCCCACCCCCGCCCCCCGUUGCUUCACGCAUCAUUCGACGUUUCGCACCGCACCGAGCCCUGCGGUACAGACCUAUUGGAGCUAUUAAGGUACCUCAACUAACCAGGGUGAGUGAGAACGUCCGCAGACUCUCCCCUGAACUUCGCCUCCAUCUCCAGGAGUCAUUACAACGACUCCAGCAGCAGCAGGCAGAGUCAGUGCUGAGUAAAGAACUUGUAUCUCCCGUACAAGGUGAAGACGAUGGCCCCAAGUUGGUAGAAGCCCAAGAACCGCCAGAACUCGAGCAAGAAGUGGACACUUGUGGAACACAUACCAGGUCUCCCCUCAAGACUCGCGCCAACAGCAUCACCAGCGAUUAUUUCAGCGACUCGGGCGAGACCACAUUCCCACAAACGCUACUACAAGACUGUGAAUUCGUUCUCAGUCUUGAUCUCGUUGACGAAGAAUCACAGAGUUCAAGGACUGAGUGUAGAUCGACCUCGAGAAGCACCCUGUGUGGCGAGUCGUCGUCGGCCUUACCUCUGGCUCAGUAUCCCCUACAGGCCGACGAGUCUCGUUUUCUCAGGGCGGAGAAUGGUAAUAUACGUUUUCUUCUGAGUGAUGCCGAGAGCGAUAGUAUCCCCUUAACCACGACGGAUAGAGAAAAUUGUACUUCAGCUGAGAAAUUCGAAGGGGGACUACAGCAAAAUCCCAUAGCCAAUCAUAGUGCCAAAAGGGACUUCCUUAAACUAGUACCUGAGACUAGAUUACGUACUGUGAAGUCUUUUCUUGGAUCUGAGCUUUCUCUUCAGCACACUUCUCUACCUGCAUGUCAGCCUCUCACCACUAGCUUAAACUCACCUUCCCUUACCCCUGCAAGUUUUAAUUUAGAGCCCCCGUGUCCCAGACCUCACCCCAGUGCCAAAGCCUGCCGUGGGCCAGACCCAGCGGCACCAUGGCACUCUUCAUAUAAGCCCCCAGAAGGAUCCCUCACAAGCACACCAGUUGACGACACAAGCAUCACCGAAAUGGACCACGAUAAAGGCUGUAGCAGCAUGAGCGGGCUUGUUCCGCUGAGUUUCUCGUUGUCUUCGCUGUCGGGGUCGUCUAGCCCAGCGCUAGAGUCUGUCUACCCCGCGAGGACGCCCGGAGAGCUCCACACCAACUCCCUCAACAGACGCAAGUCUAAGAGGAGCAAUGACCGUGAGGAAGCCCGAAGGUCCUGGGGCCCUGCAGAUAAAGAAGAGGGCAACAGGGACUUCUGGGCCUCCAUCCAGGAACCCUAUGACUUUAUAAUGGGUAGCAACCUCAUCCCAGACUCAUGUCAGGUUGGUGAGACAACUGAAGCUCCGUCAUCAGGAGAGUUUGAAUUGAGCUGGGACAGUGGAGACGUAUCACCACCUUACGUUUGGAGUUUUUCAGAGUUUCUUGAUCAGUAUAAUGAGUUAUAUGAGUGGCUUAUUCAAGUUCAGCUGAAGCUAUAUUCACAUUCAAAUCCACCAGACAAAGCAGCAAGGAUGGCCCAGCAGGAGGAGUUGCGUCGUCGCACAUACCGGAGAAAAUUAUUUGUGGAGCAAGGUGAACGCGUGGCCCAGAGAUACCCAGGCUCGGCGGAGGAAAUUAGCUGGAGGGUGAACUACCUUAACAACAAGUGGGAUCAGUUGGAAAGCUCCUUGACUCCUGCUAAGGGUCGGAAUCAAGAAGUAGAGGUUGAGUUAGACCUGGCACAUGAAGAAGGUAUUCUCCGGCGUUGGUUGAGUGACAUGGAAGACCAGAUCCAGCCCCUGACUUGCCGUCUGCCUCGUGGUUGUUCUCUUCUUACUCUUCAGGACCGUUACAAGGAUAAUCAGGUAUGUGUGUGUGUGUGGCUUAACGGGGGAGAUGCUGAGGAGGAAAUGCUGAUCCUGCUAAAAGACAUCGAGGCCCAUGGACCAGUGUUAAAGAGCGUCCUUCGGCAGUACGAACGUAUAGCCGCAGCAGCCGCCGCCACAGCACCCCCAGCUGCCGCAGACUGUGAGACCGCUGACACCCAGGACUCCGCCACCACCUCCAGACAACCGCAGCUUCGUCCACCUCGUCGGGGUACCAAGGACAACAUCCCCCGCAAGGCUCGCUCCCUGGAGAAGCACUGGCACCAGAUCUACCUGCGCUCCCUCGAGUGGCACUACUACCUGGAAGGCGUCAUCUCCAACUUCAAGGAUUCGCGCAGUUCGUCAAGCAGCGAGUCGGAGGAUGAACCGGUGAACAAACUCCGUCGACUGUCUACAUCGUCGACGUCGUGUGGGUCGUCGUGUGGCUCACCCUGCCCCUCCCCAGGCCCUCGUGCCCACCGUACCCGUCGCAACAGGCCGCUACGCUGGUCAGCCUACGAUUCCAGCCUGUCGGAAGCGGGAUCUUACAUUGAGCCCGCACACGCCGACUCAUGCAGCCGCCACGCUCAUGAGACCAAGGAUGACUAUGUAUGUGUAAGCGGAGGCAGCGAGUGUGGUGCGGCACCUGCCCAGCCCCAACCUGAACCAAUGGUGGUCGAGCCUGAGGAGGAGUCCCAAGCCGCCACAUCCAGCACGGCGUCCCUAGACUCUGGUACUCUCGACGUGGCCGCCAGCAGCAGCAGCAGCUCGGCUUCGGGGCAGCAGGAUCACGUCAUGGUGGGCAGUGCCGGGCUGGACACAGUGCGUGCUCGCUGUGGUCAACUUCCUCCAGAAGACAUUCUGGCAGACGUCACUAUGAUCCACGACACCGCCAAGUCUUCCACCAUCACCGCCGCCACCGUUACCACCACCACUUCGCCCGGAGAUAUGGAGAACGUGAAUCAAGUGAACGGCAACAGCGUAGUGUCUCCUGCCAGCACGGAGGACUCUGGUCUUAACAUGAGCUCCUCUUUAACCGAGGUGUCUAUCAGCAGCGAGGUGAGGGACUCCCCCUCUAAGACGAGCUGUACCAACGUGGAGCGGCCCUCGCCCAACUGUGCCGUCUUUGAUUUUAAACACCAGGACACAGACACUGAAGAAGCCGCUACCAACACCACAACUAGUACCGCCACCGCCGCCUGCCAAGCCAACCUUAAUCUGGUGGACUGCGACCCCUCCAGGAACCGCGUGUACCAGAUCCGUCGACGAGCCAUCAGCACCGUGCGUCGUGUGUGUACCCGCACCAGGCUGGACUUCAGUGGUGACGAAGAAGUGGACCACGAGGCUCUCCAGAGGAUCAUAGAUACAGCCGUGCCGGAUGACCUCGAUUGGCUGAAUUCGAACAUGCCGAGUGAUAUAGAUUUUAGUGGCGGCGAAGAGGAGGAAGUGGUGGCCCAGGAACACAUGGACACUGGCAGUGAUGGUGGCACUCCAGGGCAGCAGCAGCAGCAGCAGCAGGAACACCCCGAGACUCAGCGAGCCAUGAGUAAAGAGUCGCUCACCAGAUUGUUCAGUGACGCAGAGCGCCUGGUACGGGAGCCGGCAGAGGGUGACGAACCACCCCCCAUAGUCUCUCCGCGACCACAUCUCCAGCUGCCAUUGAAGGGAAUCUCGGGAUACGGUGGGGUGAGCAGUAAGCAGAACCGCGUGAAGCAAUGGAUUGCUUCUCAGCGGCGUGAAGUGCGUCUCUCAGCCACCUGUGUCCUGGACUCCUGCGAUGCCUCGGGGGAGCUGACCACCGGGGAGAGUGACAUUGAGUCUGCCUCAUCUGACGACAUGGACGCCUCCACUGCUACCCAACAAGCCACUUCUACCAAGGGGUCCAUGCGGGGGUCUCAGAAGGGCUCCCUGAGGGGCUCACGCGACCCACUGCCCUCCACCGACAACACCCCUACCACGGAGCGCCUCCCCAACAUCCCCAGCACUACAGACGCUGCACAGGGCAAGGUGGUCCUGCGUAACCGGAAGCGGCGCUCGGGCGAGCAGCGACCGUGGAGUGUGAAUGAGCCGUACCAACUGGCAACCCACCUCGACCUGGCUCCUUUCUCGGUGUCGGAAACUGACCUCCACAACUUGCUCACUGCCACCCCAGAGACACCGACCAAUGAUAACCAAGCCUUUGGUAAUGGCGCCGGAAGCAGCGCCACCCUGGCAGACUGCAGCACACCUACCACCACCACCACCACCACCACCAACCCCACCACCAACCCCACCACUACCACCAACCCCACCACUACCACCAACCCCACCACUGUCAGUUCCCCCAUCACUGCCAACCACACCAACAUCUCCCACUCCACCACUAUCACCACCUCCAUCGCUGGGCGCGUCUCUCCCGCUACUACAGGAACAGGCUCACUCAGGAGGAGGAAAACAAGAGCCCGUAGGAAGUCCAACCUCUCCUUGGGACGACGAACGGAUUCUGGUUCGGAGGGAAUCACGCUCAAUUUAUCAGGUGGCUCAGACAAUAUCCACCUGUCACCCAGUCGUCGUCUCUCCCUAUCUAAGUCACACUCUUCGGGUUCAGACACGACCUCACACUCCAGGAGACACAUCGUCAAGAGUUCGUCCUUCUCUGGAGCAUGUCGCGGUGGGUCUGGCGGGAUGACCUCCUCCACCGAGAAGUGUGUGUCAGACUGUGGAGGUGUGCUGGGAGUACCUCGCACUCCUCCACACGCCCGCGGUGAGAACUGCUACUCCAGCGACGAAUCACGCCCGCCCAGUCCCGUGCCGGUGAUCCGAGAACUGAUCCCCAACCAGAGUCCCGCCCAUGCCGCCCGCAGCACCGCCCUCAUGAGUGACCAGGACGGCCAGAACACACACGAAGACAUGAGUUCUCUGUCAGAGCAAGCGUGGGACCCCUACCAGGAGCACAAGUACCUUAGUGAGCCGUACUCUGAGGACAUAGACCAGGAAGCUGCACGUCGACUGUUGGACUUUGGGGACGAUUACCGCAAGUACAUCGACUCCGACGGUGCGUCCUCCUUCUCCGGCGUCCCUCACAGGGGUCGCCGCUCACCCCACCACCGCCGUCUUCGCUCCUUGGCGCCUCCAGGACCACGCGACCUGGACUCUGACUCCGACUUGGACGACCUGCAUCAUUUGAUUGACGAGUCCAGGUCACAGCUCACAGUGACAGAGAACGUCUUCAAGAAGUACCCUAAGGAGGCUGCUCCUGAGUUAGAUUACACGGAGCUGGUGGCCACAACGCAGACCAACAUCAAGUGCCUGGCGCUGAUCGUGCGGCACCUACAGAUGGAAGGCACGCUGGAACCCGAGCUACAGGAGGUCCAGAGCUGGGCCUCCACAUCAGAUGACUCCCCCGCCCCCCUGGAGUCCGGGUCGUCCCUGCCCCUCCCAGGAACCCAAUCUGCUAGGAAGGUGCCCAAGGUUACUAGGCUACUAAGGGAAACUCAAGGUAUCGUGCAGCGAUGGGAGGUGCUGCAAGCCCAGGCUGUGGAGCGUCAGCGGCAGACUGGCCAAAUCCGAGAACUACAGCGACAGGUGAAGACACUACGUCAGACCCUCGAGACCCUCACAGAUCGAGCCAACGAGCUGACUCAGGCAGAUGACAUCGACAACCACCAGCAGCUCACCCGCAAGCUGCAGGAGGCUAAAGCCCUGCAGCAGGAGGUGUUGGCACGGAAGAUAGAGGUUUCGAGCAUCAACCUGGCAGUUCACAGGUACCUCACAGAGACAGGCUACUCCCUGGCGCCCCUCAAGGAUGACGUCGCAGACCUCUUCAGGAUCUGGGACGAAGCUGACAGACGGAUGAGUAGCGAGGUGUCCCGACUGGAGGGCGUGGAAGCCACCUGGAAGCUGUGGGAGACUCAGGCAGAGGAACUAACCAAGGCUUUGAGGCAGGAUGAGGAUACCUUGAAGGUCUUGGAUGCAGCCAUACAGACGGGGUCGCUGACUGACAAUGUGACAGCCUCUGUACAGGGCGUGGCACGGCUACUUAAUGACAGACGUAAGACCCAGCCAGGCAAGAGGCUGCUGCUACAACACACCAAGGCACAGGGUGUUGACAUUCAGGGGUCAACUCUGUCAUUGGGAACCUCUGGUGAUGAGUGCCUCAGUGACUCGGGAACCUCUGGCUACGAGUCUUGUUCUUCUGAAGAGCUGAGUGAACGCGAGCGUCGCCUGGCACACCUAAGGAGAUUAGCCAGGGACCUAGAGGCCUCCUUACACCCCAAUUCUCAAGCCUGGGCCGCCAUCUGUAAAACACUGUCUAGUGCGGAGACUGAGUUGAAGGGACUACAGAAGCACUGCCGAGAGCUGGUGGUCAGAUCUGCCGAGACCCUCGACCAAGCCAAGCCAUCACCACAGCUUAGGAGACGCAGUUGGACUAAGGAUUCAAAAGUUGGGAGGACUUCCCGCCGUGGCAACAACAUUGGUGGAGUGAGUGGGCGUCGCGGGUGGAUGUGGAGAGUGGUGCGGGCAGCACUACCGUUCCAGGCAGCCUUGCUGCUGCUAUUCUGCGUAGCAUGCUUGCUGGAACCGAAUUGUUGCGACCACGUCAACACUCUUAACUUGUCCCUGAGUCCCCAGCUACGUUAUGUGCAUGGCCCUCCGCCAAUCUGAAGCCCCGUCGUUAAGUUGUGUAUAUUUGUUCUUCUGCCCGAGGUCAUUCUCCGGUGUAAAUAGCCCGCCACAUGUACAUACCAUGGCCUGGUGUACAUAUAUGGCAAGCUACACGUAUCCUGGUUUGAUUUGAUGCCGCGUACAUAUCAUGCGAAGUCGUACACAUGUACGUUUCCUGGUACGUAGUGUGCCCAGGUGUACACUGAGCCGGUGGGGUGAAUCAGCCUGGCCAGGUGUGGUGGCUGUGUCCAGGACAGGACCGGUUGAAGCCCUGCUGUGCAGGACGUGAUGCCAGCCCUCCAUGCCUUUGGGGGAGUGGCAUGCGUCCUGCACACGCGCGCCCACACACUCAUCUUACCACGUCAGGUUUCAUAUUUUUCUACCAACAUAAUAUAUAACGAUAAUGUGUGAAUGAAAUGACUGAUGAGUUUGGGGUAAAUUAUCAGUGUUAGAUAGGCGUGAUAUUAUUGUGUGUGAUAUACUAUGCCCAGAAACACUGGGUUGGAAGUAUUAAAUGAAGCAGUGUGAAUAUUUUACCCAGUGUCCUGUAAAUUUAUUUAUUUGAAAAUAAAAGAAAAUAAACCGAUAAGAUUUUGAGACUUUCUAAGCAAGCACAUAAAUGACACCAAUGGUUUUAUCCAUAACUUUUAUCAUUAGACAGAGACGAGUUCAUGAGACCGUCAGUCAUGCUCUCUGAGUAUAAAGACUAACCUCGUACUGAUGAUGACAAACAGCCCGGGUUUCAGGCGACGGUUGUGGCUUUCAACCCUCAUCGUCUUUGCUGUAGCCCGGGUAGUGCAUGUGGGCCCAGUCCAUGGUUAUUGACACUAAUGGCUGAAUUGGUUAGUGCUGCGAACUGCAAUACUUGUCUGACCAAGACAGGUUGCCCGGCAGUGCAUGUGGAUCCCGUCCAUGUUUACUGACACUCACUGUAAGGGCUCAUGUGGUCAGUGCUGCAAACUGUAAAUUGUCUGACCAAGACCAGAGGCCUGCAGUGCAUGUGGGCCCCCAUCCGUGGCUACUGACACUCACUAAAGAGCUCAAGUGGUUAGUGUCGCGAAGUGCAUGUUGUCUGACAAAGACCGGUGGUCCACACAGUGCAUAUGGGCACCUUCCAUGGCUACUGACAUCCACUACAAGAGCUGAAGUGUUUAGUGCCGCAAAGUGCAUGUUGUCUGACCAAGACCGGUGGUCCACACAGUGCAUGUGGGCACCUUCCAUGGCUACUGACAUUCACUACAAGAGCUAAAGUGGUUAGUGCCACGAAUCCAUGUUGUCUGACAAAGACUGGUGGCCUGCAUAGUGCAUGUGGGCCCCAUCUAUGGUUAUUGACACUCCCUAUAAGAGCUCAAGUGGUUAGUGCCACCAAUUGCAAUAGUUCUGACCAAGACUAGUGGCCCCUGCUCCCAUUUCAUAAAUGUGACCGUUUGGUAAAGUUUAACCUUAAAAGGUUUAAACUCACAAAAUUUAUCACCAAUACAAGAUAUCAAGACAAGAACGGCCAUUUGGACGUUUUCUUAUUUUUUUUCCUCGUCUGGGCAACGUCAUCUGACAAUCCCAGUGACGCUGACCGUGCGCCGCAAGCCUCCCAGUCAUUCCCUGACAACUGUCCUGCGUCCCAGUCCCCACUAGUUGGCGGCGAACACAAAUGACAAAAUCGUCGGAAUUUGGGAAUCUGCAUACGACGCUAUUGGUUUCCUGUAGUACUGACGAAAAUUAGCAUAGAUGCUAGUGAUGUCUUACAGUCAGGUUGACCCACGGUCUUGAACAAAGUGCAUAUCACCCAUUAAACUUAAUAUAAGGCAUGUAACACCCUAGUGUAGGCUUGACUAUUCAGCUCCCGCUCUUGUAACAACAAUACAUGGGGUGGGAUUCUUCAUGACCAGAGAAAAUGAGCGUGUUAAGGAAGUCUGGCUUGUAAUAAUUAAAAGUUGAGUCACGCCUGUGGUUAACAUGUAAGAAUCCUGUCUCGCCUCGGUACAUCGUAGCCUUAAGGUCACUGCCUCCUCGAGCAACAGGGGAAGGGCAGCAUCAAAUAAAAAUCCAUCAUUUGUCUCGGUUGCACAUCUAAAACACUGAAAUAAAUCCUAAUUGUAAUAACAUUGAAAAUAAUUGCCAUUCUCCCUGUUUCUCGGUCAACAAAGUAGUUUUCGAGGGUGUUAAGUAAUACAGGCGGACAGUGCGUAUGGGACACGGUAGGUCAAGGUUUUUUUUAACAAUAGAAACAUGUCCACCAACUGUGGGAUAGACAUGUUUUUAUGGGUAUUUAUAGGCAAACUUAACUUUAUUCACACUGCAUUUUUAUUCUAUUCAAACAUACCUUUUAUUUAACCAGAAUGGGAUAUUUUUUAUUUUUCUUAUGGUGCUAAUGAAAGAAAAUUAACUGUUCUAUUCAUUUUACAGCGUCUGAAUACAUUUUACGUAGUAAUCAUGCCAAAGUCUUGAAGUAUGAUAAUUUUUAUAAGAAUUUAAUGAUUUUACUUAAAUACGCAAAAGAAAUUUAUAAUUUAUUUUAUAUGAAAUUUUGUAAGUUACUUCAUUGAUAGAAAAUUUUGGGGUGAACUAAAUUCCUAUUUGUUCACUAAACGUAGGAUGUAUGGGUGGGUUGUAGUACCUUAGUAGUUUAAGGCUUGGGAGAAAGAAGCUGCUGUUAUACUGUUCAGUCUCAAAUUCUCUAGCCACAGUCAUUGUUCCUAAAUGUUGAAUGUGCUCCUUUAUAUGCUAUAGGAACUAGGGUGUCCACCUCGGAAUUGGUGAGUGGGGAUUACAACACCGCCACGGCAGGAAGGAAGUGUUUUCCGUUAUUUUAGCACGGAAGAUUCAGCCUCACAACUGUGGCCAUUUAACAUGUACUGUACUGCCCUCACUCACUGUAGAUUGAUGGGUCUUUAACGAUGCCAAAGGAAACCAGACUUUGCCAGUCAUUUUCCUGUCAUAUGUGAUUGCAUCAUCAAUUGUGAGAAUUCGGGAUAAUUUUUCUUUCUACCAAAUUGAUUCAGAUUUCUUUAACAUUAUCGUAUUUUUGAGCUUUAAGGAGAAAUAUAAUGACUUGACUAUUAAUGUUAAUUUAAAUGUGGUGAUUUGGCAAAGUCUGGAACAAAGCUGACAAUAACAAGUUAUUAUCCAGGUGGUUCCUGAUUCCUGCUGCUGCUAAUCCUGCUGCUGGCUUGUUUACCAUCUUUUCAAAGAGUUGGUAACGGGCCAAUCUGUCGUCACGGUUGUAACAUUAGCCAGGGGAGGAUAUUCUGGAGAAUCUUGAGUCUAAAAUCUCGUCAUGUGUGUGUUUCACAUAUUACUUAAUGCCACGAGCCGCAGACAGUGACAUCUUGAUUGACACCCUACAAAAUACUUCACUAAAAUAAUUUUAGUUGGUAACUUAAUUCAGUUUACUCUGAGCCACCUUCCUUACUUUUCUUAUACGUGCAGGCUAUCAAGUGACGGGAGACCGUUGGGAAGUGUAAAAUCUCAAAAUAAUAAUAAUAAUAGAUUUAUUGUUUUAUCUUGUAGCUUUACCUGAAUCCCCCUUUCCCCCCUACCCCCCAAUAAUCACACACACACACUAAACAGUACGAGUUUAUCUCCAGGUGCUCCAAGAAAUCCUCCCGACGGUUUACAGUACAAAAAACCACAAUAUGUUUUUUAAGUGCCUUAGUGUCGUUGUCUCAUAGCUGUGUAUAGUAACGACAGGUUUGUGCCCAACCCCGCCAAUUAACGCUGGCGACAAUAAUAUCUGCACACGUGGGUUUGCCACAACUCAACUCUCCAAGGGGAGUUUUUUUUCAUAUUUAAAGGGAAGGAUUGUCCUUGAAGAAGAUGGUGUGGCUAUACCUGUGAUGAUGUGUCCAGGAUAAUAAGCUUUGUUCAGCGCUGCUCGAUUCGGCUUUAGCUUUGAUCUGUUUGAGUGUGUCAUCCAACCUAAAAGUGUUGAUUUUUUUAUUUCAGUGUUUUAUUAUAAUUUGUAUUCUAUGAAUAUAUACAAACACAGAACAUCAGAUUCUUUCUCCUGUAUUUUAAAUAAUAAAAUUAAAUAAACACAA